GAGCUUAUUUUCUUGCUAAGAUGUCGUAUGAGUGGCGGAAUAAAGUAGUGAUGAUCACCGGGGCCGCUAACGGCAUCGGAGCUUGUGUGGUGCGCUUGCUGCUCGAAGAGGGGGUUAAGCAUAUUGCCGUUCUCGAUGUAGACGAGACGUCUGGCAAGGCUCUCCAAGACGAACUUAACACCAAGUAUGGGUCCGGCAAGACAAGAUUCUACCGGUGCGACGUGACCUCCGACGAUCAGCUGAUCGCCAUAUUUGACUCUCUAGUGAAAGAACAGGAGAAUAUUGAUGUGGUAAUCAACAACGCGGCGCUUAUGAACGAUAACGUUUAUAGGAAAGAAAUCGAAAUUAAUGUGACUGCUCUAGUAACAAGCACAUUGAAAGCCUUGGAGCUGAUGCGAGUAGACGAAGGCGGCAGAGGGGGAACUAUCAUAAACGUCUCCUCGACAGCGGCGCUUAAGCAGACUUCUUUGAUGCCUGUAUGUUUUGGCAUUAAGGCUGCAGUACUACAGUUCAGUAACUGUAUCGGGAAAGAAGAAUACUUCGCCAAAACAGGCGUACGAGUGUUGACUGUAUGUUUUGGACCUACAGCCACCGAGCUGGUUAAGCCAACCAAACUGGGCUCAUUGGAUAAAAACAUUACGCCAGAGAUUCUUGCUGGAGCACUGGCUACAAAAAUCCACCGGAAGUAA
This is a messenger RNA of Cydia amplana, 689 nucleotides long. Its product is annotated as 15-hydroxyprostaglandin dehydrogenase [NAD(+)]-like. The coding region runs from base 21 to 689 and encodes 222 amino acids. Lineage: Eukaryota; Metazoa; Arthropoda; Insecta; Lepidoptera; Tortricidae. Gene Ontology annotation, cellular component: cytoplasm. Gene Ontology annotation, molecular function: oxidoreductase activity, acting on the CH-OH group of donors, NAD or NADP as acceptor. The transcript is spliced from 4 exons. The record is from RefSeq and is a predicted model, not a curated record.